AUGUCAAUGGGCUAUCUUGUUGGGGAAUCAGCGCCUGUGGUGUGGCGCGGACCAAUGGUCAUGAAAGCCAUACAGCAACUUCUGCAUGAGGUUGGUUGGGGCGGCUUGGAUAUACUCGUCUUGGACUUGCCGCCUGGAACUGGUGACACUCAACUGACCAUAACCCAACAAGUGAUACUUGAUGGCUCCGUCAUCGUGACAACACCACACACAUUGGCUACAAAAGACGCCGUUAAGGGGAUCAAUAUGUUCAAGGCUGUCAACGUGGACAUUCUUGGGCUUGUACAAAACAUGUCGCUAUUUACAUGCCCGCACUGCAACGGAGAUACGCAUGUGUUUGGGUCAAGGGAGAGAGUGGAGAAGAUGUGCUCAGAGCAUAGUAUCGAGUUUCUCGGUGACAUACCGCUGCACCCCAAUAUUGGAGAUGAUGCGGAGAAAGGCAAGCCGACCGUUGUGGCAGAACCAGAGAGUGAACGAGCUGGCGCCUUUCUAGAUAUCGCCAAAAGCAUUGUGACGAAGAUUGAGAUGCAGGAGCGCUAG
Cordyceps militaris CM01 is the source of this 540-nucleotide messenger RNA. RefSeq names its product cytosolic Fe-S cluster assembling factor NBP35. Gene Ontology annotation, biological process: iron-sulfur cluster assembly; mitochondrial respiratory chain complex I assembly. The record is from RefSeq and is a predicted model, not a curated record. Gene Ontology annotation, molecular function: ATP-dependent FeS chaperone activity; 4 iron, 4 sulfur cluster binding; ATP binding. NCBI's taxonomy places the organism in Eukaryota, Fungi, Ascomycota, Sordariomycetes, Hypocreales, Cordycipitaceae. The transcript is spliced from 2 exons. Gene Ontology annotation, cellular component: mitochondrion. Bases 1 to 540 code for a protein of 179 amino acids.